AUGGGCCUACCUACUCAAAAAUCAAACCAAAGAAACGCCUCCAAUUCAAGUCAAGGAAAUAUUCUCAAGCAAAAUCAGAGAAACAUUCUCAAGACAAGUCAAAAAAAUGUUCUCAAGCCAAAAGAAGAUAACAUUCCCGAGUCAAGUCAAGAAAAUGCUCCCAAUUCAACUAGGGAGAAAAUUUUAAAGCAUAAAAGUCUUCCACUUGUUCGUAAUAAUACUGGUAGUUUUGUUAAAACACGGACACAAUACAAUAAAGAAAAUAUCUCUUUAAGUGAAGCAAACCAAAUCGUUAAACACAGUACUAAAGUCACUAAACAAACACAGACCUCCUAUUCUAUUACACAAAAAUUGGCAGUGGUUGAUUAUGCGGUACAGCAUGGAAGAAAUAUGGCAGCAGUUAAUUUUAAUCUUGAUGCCAGUAUGGUUGGACACUGGAUAAAAGCAAGCUCAAAUUGGACAGCAGAAACCAAUAACAAAAGCAAGCGAAUUGGUUCUGGUCAAAGAGCUUUUUACUCUGAGGCUGAAAAACGCUUAUAUACGUGGAUAAUCGAACAAAGAAAGCAGGUAUUAGCUGUAACUUACAAGAUUAUGCAAAACCGAAUGAUGGAGAUUUUGCAACAACCAGAUAUGGUAGCUCUUUAUGAUGAUUCUGCAAAGACAUUCAAAAUGUCACAUCGUUGGACAGUCGUAUUUAUGAAAAGAAAUAAAUUAGCACUGCGACGACGUACAAGAAUUUCACAAAAACUUCCUGAACAAACUCAGGAGCUGUUAGAAAAAUUUUAUGAACAUAUUACUCGACUUAAAAGCCUAAAAAAUCUUUGCUGUGCUCGAAUAGGUGAUAUAUGCACAUGGGUUAAAAAUUUUUGGGAAAAACUUCCUAAUGAAAUGAUUGUAGAAUCUUUUAAAACUUGCAAAAUUUCCAAUAAUUCAAAUAAAUCGAAUUCUGAUUUAGAAGUUAUUGAUCUUUGUGAUACUGACAAUGAAUCGAAUUCUGAUUUGGAGAUCAUUGAUCUUUGCGAUACUGACAAUAAUAAUGAUAAUAUCAGAAGGAAUAAACAUAGUGAAUUCAUUCAUUAUCAAGAUUCUGCAGAAAUAGAAAGUUCUGCUGCAAUAAAUAAUCUUGGAUAUGACUUUCAAAAUAGAAUUGAAGUCGAUAAUGUUGAUGAAAGUGAUGACAUUGAUAGUGAUGGUUAUGUUAGUGAUGAUUAA
This is a messenger RNA of Racocetra persica, 1212 nucleotides long. Lineage: Eukaryota; Fungi; Glomeromycota; Glomeromycetes; Diversisporales; Gigasporaceae. The record is from the annotation of a GenBank genome assembly.